GUUACUAAGAAAGGUGAUAUGGGUGACUUCUACCGUAACUUGCUCAAAAAAAAUGUAGCUUUUGGGGCAAAUACUAGUAAAAGAGGAGAUGACAUUUUACCUUCUAGGCAGAAUGCUGAAUCUGGAAAAUCUCAACCUUCUGAAACUCAUUCUGAAAAACAAUCUGACCUUAUAGAUAGGAAGUCAUCUGACCUUACAGCUAGUAAUGUCCCAGAUGAACCCAAGCCGUCUGCCAAACAUGGUAGAAGUGAGGAUAUGGACAAAGACAAUAUAGAACUCAGAUUGCCUUCCACCGUCGAUGCCAGCCAAGCAGAUAGUGGUUUGCAGUCUGAAAAGGGAGGAAUUACUGCAGACAUUGGGAGUAAAGCCGAAACUGUAGGUGAGAAUGUGAAGAGCUCUGGCCACCACCACAGACAAAGUCAAGAGGCAUUGGCUGCUGCCAAAGAACGUUAUUUAGCUCGAAAGCGAAUGCGAGAAGGCUAAUAGUGAUACCAUCAAAAUCUUCUCUGAUAAAAUUGCAUUAUGACUUGUAACUUGUAAUAUUGCAGCAAAUUCAAGCAAUCGAAUUCAUUUUCAUUAGAUGGUCUCAUCAAUGGAAUGUGCCUGUUGAAUUCUGCAGAGGAGAUAUUUUGAAUGAUUUUAUGUUCAAAGGUGGAUAUGUAUCUCUAUGUACAGAAAAUCAAGAGUUAUCAUUAUUUACAAUAUAAGAUUUCAGAGAAAUUGCAUGUCAAACCUUGUUGCACUUCGGCUAUUAUUUAGUGCCUGAAAAUAUUGUUUGAAGCAUUAAUUCUUGUUGCACAAUCCAAUCAUUAUUUUUUCGGACAUUUGGCUGAGGCUCUAUGUUUUUUUCUUUGGUAAAUUUGAACCCCCAACUUGCACCUCUAGGCUCUAUGCCUACCAUUGUUUGAAUGUGUCUUACACAUGGUGACACUUCGGCUCAAUCAGCAGAACAUAAAAAUAAAGUUCUUGUGUCAAUGAUGGGAUAUUAUUAUUUUA
Molecule: messenger RNA, 996 nt
Organism: Cryptomeria japonica (Japanese cedar)
Lineage: Eukaryota; Viridiplantae; Streptophyta; Pinopsida; Cupressales; Cupressaceae
Biological process (GO): regulation of alternative mRNA splicing, via spliceosome
Source: RefSeq, a predicted model, not a curated record